Rhodamnia argentea is the source of this 2715-nucleotide messenger RNA. RefSeq names its product probable serine/threonine-protein kinase WNK4. The record is from RefSeq and is a predicted model, not a curated record. The transcript is spliced from 8 exons. Lineage: Eukaryota; Viridiplantae; Streptophyta; Magnoliopsida; Myrtales; Myrtaceae. Gene Ontology annotation, cellular component: cytoplasm. The coding region runs from base 140 to 2377 and encodes 745 amino acids. Gene Ontology annotation, biological process: intracellular signal transduction; protein phosphorylation. Gene Ontology annotation, molecular function: ATP binding; protein serine/threonine kinase activity.
AAAUGGUGGAUUUGGGUGGCGCGGCAAGUGGGCUUCUGCGCGCGACAAGCUCAUCGUCGCCUCCUCCUUUGCUUCUUCUUCUUCUUCUUUUUCAUCCGCCCCGUCGGCUGCAACGACAGCAAUCCCACAUUGCUCUCGGAUGCCGACUCCGAUCCUGGGGAUCGGCAUUCUGUUAUUUACCAGAGGACCACCAUCAGCUCCGCCGUCGUCGUUGUUCCGUUCCUCUUGGGGUCGAUCAACGGCGACUGCUUGUCUGACUCAUCGCCGUUUCUUAAUUCCCAGAUUCGCCGCCUGCUUCUUCCUUGGGUUCCUGGUUUCUGUGUGGUUGUUGGCCGGAAUGAGUUCCCUUUCCGCUUCUCCUGCCAAUGACACCGGCUUGUUCAGGGGUGGCGGCGAUAAUUCCAACUCCGACUCUGAUUACGUCGAGAAGGAUCCCGCUGGCCGCUAUGUUCGGUAUAGCGAGAUCUUGGGCAAGGGCGCUUUCAAGACUGUAUAUAAGGCAUUUGAUGAAGUUGAUGGGAUAGAAGUUGCCUGGAACCAAGUCAGAAUUGAUGAUGUCUUGCAGUCACCAGAAGAUCUGGAAAAACUCUAUUUGGAGGUUCAUUUGCUGAAAUUACUAAAGCAUGAAAAUAUCUUGAAGUUCUACGAUUCAUGGGUGGAUGACAAGAAGAAAACUAUUAACAUGAUUACUGAGCUCUUCACAUCGGGAAGCUUGCGGCAAUAUCGCAAGAAGCAUAAAAAUGUGGACAUGAAGGCAAUAAAAAAUUGGGCAAGGCAGAUUCUUCAGGGUCUGGUCUACCUUCAUAGUCACAAUCCUCCAAUCAUUCACAGAGAUCUGAAGUGCGACAAUAUUUUCGUAAAUGGAAAUCACGGAGAAGUUAAAAUUGGAGAUCUUGGGUUAGCAACUGUUAUGCAGCAACCAACAGCUCGAAGUGUUAUAGGAACUCCUGAGUUUAUGGCACCAGAGCUUUAUGAAGAGAACUAUAACGAACUCGUUGACGUAUACUCUUUUGGGAUGUGCAUGUUGGAGAUGGUUACUUGUGAAUACCCCUACAGCGAAUGCAUAAAUGCAGCUCAGAUAUAUAAGAAAGUUACCUCGGGGGUAAAACCUUCUUCUCUUAGUAAGGUGAGUGAUCCUCAAAUUAGGGAGUUCAUUCAGAAAUGUCUCGUUCCGGCAAGGGAUAGGCUUUCUGCAAAGGAGCUUCUGACUGACGCCUUCCUCCAAACUGAGAAUCGAAAGGAAUUGAUUCGCGAUCCUUUGUCAUUGCCUAAUCUAAGUCCCAGGUCAUUAAAUUUGUCGGGUCCUCUCUCCAUGGAUGUUGACACUGACUAUAAGCAGCUGUCCUUAAGCACCUGUGGUAGAAGCAACAAGGAGACUUCGCAUUGCCCUGUUCUGGAAUUUCAGAGGAUAAAUAACAAGAACGAGUUCAGGCUGAAAGGAAUGAAAAAUGAAGACAACACUGUUUCAUUGACCUUGCGCAUUGCUGACUCAGCUGGUCGAGUCAGAAAUAUACAUUUUCUCUUUUACCUUGAUAGUGAUACUGCACUCUCGGUGGCGGCGGAGAUGGUUGAACAACUGGAGUUGGCAGAUCAUGAUGUGACAUUCAUUGCUGAUCUGAUCGACUUUCUAAUAAUGAGACUUCUACCUGGUUGGAAGCCCUCAUCCAGUUGUAUGUUGGAUGGAGUGGUGGUACCCAGAAUAUCCUCAGUUUUUGGGAAAGAUAAAGUCUCUGAAGGUAGCCUGUUGGGUUCAAUGCUAACGAGUGUGCCUGCUGAACUCGUGAAUAAGCAAGAUGGUGGUCUAAUUUUACAUGCAGGUCUGCAGGAUGGUAGGCUGCAAGGCGAUGACGGUAACUCUUAUGAUAGCAUUGGUAGAACCAUUUAUGACAAUGACUUCUAUUUGUCUCAACACCUGACUAAUUUGGGAGAUCAAGAUUCAGGAGCAUCGGUUGCUUCAGAGACACUAGUACAUAAACAUGAUGAAGCAGCUGAAUUUGUAGAUUGUAUAAUGGAUGGAAUCUUCAAUGGCUCGAGUGGGUAUGCCUCCGAUGAUUUUGGGGAUUCACAUUAUGAGGAUUGCAAACUGUGUGAGAAUGAUAGCAGAGCUGGAGAUCAUUUCCAAAUGAAUGACUUUUCCAGGAACUCAAGAUCAUCCUUCCCCGAUUUGAGCGGAAUGUCUAACGUCAUGAGCCUCACAAGCAGCUGUUCUUCGUUAUCAUUUGCGGAGAAAGGUAUGGAUCUUGAGCUGAAGUUGGAUCUAGAUGCAAUUGAAGCACAAUAUCGGCGUUGGUUUCUCGAGCUUUCUAGAAUGAGAGAGGAAGCUUUGGAGGCCACCAAGAAGAGAUGGAUGAUGAAGAAAAAGCUUACUAUUCAGUGAUAAUAACACUUUGGGUUCUCCUGUCAAGUGGCUUGCCACCAUUUUUUUUCUUGUCGCUUCUACAAGGAGAAAGAUCUUGUUAUAUGAGUUAUAAUGCCCGGAACAAUGUUAGAUGCGGCUUGUCCUGCCCAACCACCCCAAAUUUAUGCGAUGUUUGAAGUUCUCUUUCCAGCUCUCAUCAGCAAGCCUAAUUCUAUUUUAAUAUGGUCGCCUAUCUUUUCAGUCUAUGCAGGAGGCAUGAGUAUGAUCCGGCGUGAAUUCAUCAUUUGAUGUUCUCUUUUCCCUAAAUACAUAUCCUUGCUAAGAAUAGAAGCAAGGGAGACCCUUCUUUCACUACU